Messenger RNA from Colletotrichum siamense, 1458 nucleotides. Its product is annotated as Choline transport protein. Gene Ontology annotation, biological process: transmembrane transport. Lineage: Eukaryota; Fungi; Ascomycota; Sordariomycetes; Glomerellales; Glomerellaceae. Gene Ontology annotation, molecular function: transmembrane transporter activity. The record is from RefSeq and is a predicted model, not a curated record. Gene Ontology annotation, cellular component: membrane. Bases 1 to 1458 code for a protein of 485 amino acids. The transcript has 6 exons.
AUGGUGUUCGACUCGGCGGAAAGCCAGGGCAAGCCCUCGUCCUACGUCCGAGACGCGGCAAUGACCGAAAAGAAUGACUCGGCUGGAGUGAGCAGCGACGAAGAUGCCGACUUGAAACGCCUCGGCCUCCAGUCUCCCACAAAACGGGACAUUGGGCUUCUUGAGAUCAUUGGCCUCGGAUGGAACAUUUGCAAUAGCUGGUCGGCUAUCGCAGUCACACUGUCAAUCUCAAUUGCGUCGGGCGGUCCGGUAACUUUGUUAUACGGCAUCAUUCUCAUCUUCGUUCUUGGGGGUGCCUGUGCACUAAGCAUGGCCGAGAUCGCCUCCGUCUACCCAACAGCAGGAGGCCAGUAUCACUGGACCAGCAUUCUUGCACCAGAACGUUCUAGCCGUGUACUAAGUUACUGCUGCGGCUCAGUCAACUUCCUGGGCUGGAUAGCCAACGGAGCAGGCUUCGUCAUACAGAUGCCGGUCAUGGUACUCUCACUGGCGUCUUACCUCGAUCCUCGAUACAUCCCGGAAACGUGGCAUAUAUUCCUGCUUUUCCAGGCCUUCAAUUUUACAUUCACCGCCUACAAUAUCUUUUUAAUGAAACGCACAGCUUGGAUUCACGACUUAGGGUUUUUUAUCUCGCUGACAGCCUUCUUCGUCAUUACUGUCACUUGCUUGGCACGUUCGAACCCCAAGCAGGUCAGCUCUUUCGUGUGGACAACCUUUUUCAACGAUAGCGGCUGGUCGUCAAAGGGUAUCGUCUUUUUCACUGGCUUGCUCAACCCAAAUUUCAUCUACUCCGGCCUGGAUGGGGCCAUUCACUUGGCCGAAGAAUGCAACCAUGCAGCCUCUAGUAUCCCCAAAGCUCUGAUUUCCACUGUCACAAUUGGAUUUGUGUCAAGUUUCGUGUUCAGCGUCGCGAUGCUGUACAGCUUCCGCGACAUUGAACCUGUUCUCCAGUCUCCCCGACUUACAUGGUCCUUCGCUCGAGACGAUGCGAUAGUGUUCUCGUCAUUUCUGGGCAAUAUUAGCCCGCGAUUCGGCGUGCCUGUCAACGCACUCAUUUUCAACUCAGCUCUCAUUUUCAUUUUGGGCUGCGUAUUUCUUGGGUCUUCGACAGCGUUCAAUGCUUUGGUCGCCACAGGUCUGAUUCUUCAACAAGUCAGUUUCAGUUUCCCAGCGGCUUUGGCUCUCUAUCACAGAUUCAAAGGGGCGGCAGCAUUUGAGAGGGUUCUACCAAGGUGCAAGUUCCGACUGCCACAGCCUGUCGGAGUUGUUGCCAAUGUCUUGACAAUCGCGCUGGGUCUCAUUGCAUUGAUAUUCUACGAUUUCCCCGUGGUAAUGCCCGUUACUGCUUCAAAUAUGAGAGACUACGCAAGUGUCGUCAUCGGAGUGAUGGGACUUUUCGCCAUCGGUAACUGGUUUGGUUAUGCGAAUAGGAGAUACAAAGGACCGAGGCUUGAUUAG